AUAAAACAACUGUAGGGGGAGACAGAAGCUCUACUUUUCUGCUGCGUUGAUAUCUCGCAAGAGCAUUGAGUCACCAUGCCUGUGGAUAUUAAUGAAUGGACAGGUUCUCUAGCGCUUACAGAGGUGGAGGAACAGCCAGCCAAGCCUCUAACUGUCAAAUAUGGCUCUUUGGAAAUUGACUCGCUGGGGAAAGUGUUCACUCCUACUCAGGUGCAAAAUCGGCCCACAUCCAUUGAGUGGGAGGGAUGUGACCCUGGUAAGCUGUACACAUUGGCCAUGACCGAUCCAGAUGCACCCAGCCGAAAAGACCCCAAAUUUCGGGAAUGGCACCACUUCCUUGUCGUCAACAUGAAAGGAAAUGACAUCUCCAGUGGAUGUGUCAUGUCGGACUACGUUGGUGCAGGACCCCCCAAGGGAACAGGUCUCCAUCGUUACGUGUGGCUGGUUUAUGAGCAACCGGACAGCAUCAGCUGCACCGAACGCGUGCUCACCAAUCGUUCUGGAGAUAAUCGUGGAAAAUUCAAGAUCCAGGGUUUCCGCAAGAAAUACGGCCUCGGUGCUCCAAUCGCAGGGUCUUGCUUCCAGGCAGAGUGGGACGACUAUGUGCCCAAACUUUACGAACAGCUUGCUGGCAAAUAAGGAAAUAAUUGCGAAUUUCUGUCGUUGCUGAACAGAGCUCGACUCAGUACAUUUUCACUUCAGCUAUUUAAAAAAUGAAACUCAUAAACUAAAAUGUUCUUUGCUUUAAAAGCCUUGUAGGAAUGAUGAAUUUCUUUUGUUCUAGUUGAAUUGCAAGAGAACUGAUCAAGCAAUUUCAGUCUAUGCCUUUAUGUCACUUCACUUGGAAGCAUUCAGACUGCCUUCAGUUUAAAAAAA
Messenger RNA from Sinocyclocheilus anshuiensis, 876 nucleotides. It is a transcript of the gene pebp1, whose product is annotated as phosphatidylethanolamine binding protein 1. Gene Ontology annotation, biological process: negative regulation of MAPK cascade. The record is from RefSeq and is a predicted model, not a curated record. The transcript is spliced from 4 exons. Bases 76 to 639 code for a protein of 187 amino acids. NCBI's taxonomy places the organism in Eukaryota, Metazoa, Chordata, Actinopteri, Cypriniformes, Cyprinidae.